GACUGUGAACGCCAUUUUCCAUGAAGUGGAUCGCUAAAAUAAGUCUGUGCAGCAAACGAAUUCCUCACGGCUCAGGCGUCAACUGCUCUUUCUGAACACGACAAACCUAUGAUAAACGUUGCAGAGUGAAAAUGGCAACAGCAACAGCGGUGAGUUCAGGUCAAUACAUGAUCAGCAGGCAUCAUCUCGAAUGCCCCAUUUGUAGUGAGAGAUUCCAACGACCCAAGAUACUGGACUGUCUGCAUAGUUUCUGUGAGCAAUGUCUGCUGACAUACUGCAGCACGAAGCACCAGGGCUGCACAGAGAUUCCUUGCCCCGUGUGUCGACAAGAGACACAACUUUCGGAGGCGGGGAUUAAAGGCCUGAAAAACAACUUUUAUCUGAUCGGUCUUGUUGAGGAAAUUGAACUGCAGGACAAGUUGGUGAGUUCGAGUGACACGAAGCUGUUAUGUGCUGUUUGUGAAUCGGUCAACGAGGUGACGUAUCACUGCAUGGACUGUGAACAGAAUAUCUGCUUACUUUGCAGCAAGCUCCAUCUGCGAUUUGCUGCCACAGCAAGCCACACAGUAGCUACUUUAACAGACAUCCGUGGUGGUAAAAUCACACCACAAAAGAAGUCCAUCAAACGGCAUCCGGGAUGUCUGACCCACGAUGGUGAACCCACACGGUUCUUCUGUUCAACGUGUAAAACGUUAAUUUGCCGUGAUUGCACGGUACUAGACCAUCGCCAACCGGAACACGUGUAUAUUGAUAGAAACCAAGCCGCAUCAACAUACAAACAGUCAUUGACCGACUCGUGUUCUCUUCUCGAAGAGCCCCUGAAGCAACUCCAGGAAUCUUUGGAGGUAGUUUCAAAAAUGAAACAAGACCUCAAUAUCACAGCAGAGAAAGUCAUAUCAGAAGUGCAGGACAGGGCAGCUAAGAUAAGAGCAGAGGUCACGGCUCAAGAAAAUCGCAUCAUUGAUGACAUCACAAACAUCCAAAGCGAUCGUCUGCAGAAGCUGGCCGAAUAUGAGAAAACAAUGAGUUUGGCAUCGGAGAGAAUACAGCAUUCAUUGGAGACAGCAAGAGAGGUGACAAGGACGGCAGCGGAUAGUGAGUUCCUCUCACUC
Molecule: messenger RNA, 1112 nt
Organism: Acanthaster planci (crown-of-thorns starfish)
Lineage: Eukaryota; Metazoa; Echinodermata; Asteroidea; Valvatida; Acanthasteridae
Product: E3 ubiquitin-protein ligase TRIM56-like
Source: RefSeq, a predicted model, not a curated record